Aureobasidium uvarum is the source of this 1584-nucleotide messenger RNA. The record is from the annotation of a GenBank genome assembly. Lineage: Eukaryota; Fungi; Ascomycota; Dothideomycetes; Dothideales; Saccotheciaceae.
AUGGCACCGAUCUGCGCGAUGACUGGCUAUCGAGGAGCCCUCGACCUCUCCAACGAGCUGCUCCACGACAUCCUCGAUCUCAUAGCCGCCGACCCUGAAAGGCUCGUGAGCGUCGACAAGCGAGCAUAUCUAUCCCAAGAGAGCUUCAGACCAGAUCCUCUACCUUCCCAAGACCAAGUCGUAAACAUUGGCAAGUUUAGAUUGCUCUGUCGACGCUUUGCUGCUCUUGGUGCUUCUCACCAGUUCGCACGUGUCACGACCAGGUUCUCGUCAAAGGGACUCGCGAGACUGGAAGCCAUUGCCGCUCAGCCGCACCUGGCGAAACAUGUCAAGAAAUUUAGCUACAAGGUGCCAUAUUUCUGCACGCAAGGUCGAGAAAGCAUACAAUCGCUAGAUGCUCAAAUACAACAGACCAUCGGCAAAUCCAAUAUCGAAAGAUUUCGCUGCAAAAUAUACGAGCAGCAGAAAAUCGUGAAUUCAAAACGAGAUGUCGAGGUCUUGAGGAAAGCCAUGAAGGCCUUUGUUGCUCUCCAGCACGUCCAGAUUUUGCGUGUCCAAGACCAAGAAGACGAAAGACUACUAACCUAUAUCCGAUAUCACCAAAACAUCACUCAUUUCGUCGAGCUCAAAUGGGCACCUGCCUGUGCUCAUGGCGCCAAAACGAUAGGGAAUGCACUCUUGGAGUCACGAUCACCAUGCUCACGAUUUUCUUCCCCAAUGCUGAGCCCGCAGAGCGCUCUCGUGCUUGCAGAAAACCCUACUGGCUCCUUCUCGACACUAGCCGAACGACUCACCUGUCUAGAGUUACACUUUGACGAUGGUUACUUCGACGACGGCACAGACCUCGAAGUCCGCAUGUUUGAAUUAUCCCAUCUCUUCAAGACCGUCUUUUCCGCAGCCGUAAAUAUGGAAGCCAUUCAUGUAGGCUUUCCCUCCCAUCGACCCAUCGGUCUCCCUCUCGAAACAAUCUUCCACAAUGUACGAUGGAGCAAACUUCUCGCGUUUGGCAUCCAAGGCUGGCGCCUCCACAGCGACGAAAUUGUUGCUUUUGCUCAACGUCACAAAGACAGAUUACGUGGUUUGAGGCUACGAGAUGUUAUGCUCAGAGAAGGCAGUGCAUGGAGAUCCGUCUUGGGGUUCUUGCACACAGAGAUGAGGAGAUUAGACUGGGUGUCCUUGCGAAGGAUCGACUAUGCAACUCACUUUGACACAGUCUGGGAAAACGCAGGGAUAGAAUUACCGGACGAUCCACCCGGCGGUUUAUCAUCUUCAGAUUCUGACUCUGACACCAAUAUCUACUGGGACGAUGCCGAACAACAAGCCUCCACUUCCGACUGGGACAGCAUCAACAACUCCGCCUCGGACUCUGAAGACGAAGAUCGUGGCCGAACCGCCCACGAAAUGGAUUUCCCGCCCCUAAACUCGCCGGAUACACCAAACUCAGUCCCUUGGUGUAAUUGCAAUGGCAGAGCUUUUCCACAGAGUAUUGAUGAGUUGGGAGACGAUGGCAUCAGUGUCGACACUCGGAAAUGGAAAAUGUGGGAGAAGUGGGUGUUGGGAAGGUGUCCGGAGCAUGAUCUUUGA